GUUUUAUUUCCUCUACGAUGGUGUCCAAGUAGAAUUUUUUAUUUAUGUUCCCUGACCCCACCGUGGCAUAUAGGAUUGGAUACCCUAAUACCAGACACCCCACCGUCAUGAACGCUAUUCUUCUUGCUAACUUUGGGGGAUCUUCCCCACCACUACAAUUACACAUUUAAGGCGUUUCACAAGCACCCCCUCAGUUAUCCAACAAAAAGGGUAGUAUUGGUUGCUAUGUAUUUUAUUUAGCUACAUCGAAACGCAUACUAUGGCUUUGAUAUUGAUGGCUCUUCAGAAAAGGUGGUCACCGAGGUGGUUCAUUUUUCUGGAUAACAGGUUGACAUAGGAAAUGGACAGGUAAACUUUGGAAAAAUCGCAGACGCUGGUGAGGAGCGAAUACAUAUAGAUGGUUUUCUACAGAUAAGUGAUUUCCACACUACUUUAGAAUUUAUUGUCUUUGGCCGAGAAUCCUUCGGGCAGCUUGCCUUGAGGUUGCGUUAUUACACUUAAAGUCUUGGGAAGGGAUGGAGCUUAUGAGUGUGAUAUCUAUGAGUUCAUAGAACUUGAGGAGAAAAUUCUUGAGUCCUACUCUUCAUGCCCUAGGUUAUUUAAUUACUGGUAUGAUGAUUGAUUUCUAUGAGUUUUUUAGAAACUUUAUAGUAGAGAGAAAUAGAGACGAAUUAUCAUUAGCAAUAACUCUUAUUUCACCCUUUUCACCAUUUUUCCAGUAUACAAAAAAAAGGUUUGGUGUGUAUUUCUGUCUAGUAUAAUCUUUCAGAAAUAUUGAAGAAAGAUUACUUGCAUAUCCUCUUUUUAUGUAUUUGAUCAGAUUUAGUAUUACCAAAAUAUUAUUGAAAACCUUCUUUAGUAAUCACUGACCUAUAAAUACAUCCUGCCUGUAUUAGUCGAGAAGAUAAAAAUACACCGUAGUCUAAAUAGUUUAGUGUACUCCUUUCCCCCUAUUAGACACCAUUGUCCGUGUGUAAGUGUGGUUGAUCAGACAAAACAAGAAAUCCGAUCAAAGGAAGAUGUCUUUGGGGGCGCUUCUCGGUCUUGAUAUUUACCUGCCGGGGACGCCGCAGGAGAUGGUCAGGCCUAUCGACACCUUUCCGUAUAGCAUUUGUCAUUGUGGAAGCCUCUUUGAAGCUGAGGACGCCGAAAAGCGCGCGCGGGACCGAAUACUGCGCAACAACGCGGUCUGCCGUCGACAGCAGCCCUCUUCCUUCGAAGAGGCCUGCGCAUAUGGCAACUUGCCGAUGGUGAUGCACAUGUACCUUCAGGGACAUAUCCAUCUCCCCACACGUCGAGCGUUGUACGAAUCCCAGGACGCGACUCCGCUCAUGUGGGCUGCAUUUCGAGGGCACCUUACUAUAGUGCGUUUUUUAGUUGACAAAGGAGCAGCGGUGAAUGUGAGCAAUUCACUUGGUCAUACCGCGCUUCAUUGGGCAAUUAUUGCCGGGAAGAUGGAUAUCGUCCGCUUUCUCCUCGAUCACGGGGCCGAUCCUUCCCAGCGGGAUAAACAAGGCUAUGAUGCUGCAUUUGUCGCGGUGCAGAACGAUCAACUGCCGUCCUUACUGAUGUUAACUGAAGAUAGCAUUGCGGCCGGGACGCUUCGUUUGGAAGGAGGUCGGUACGUGCAAGGCGAACCUGUAAAAAGCGCCAGUGAAACUGAAAACUGCCGCUUUUACGACCUUAGCCCCGACCGCCGUGAUUUGUCCGGUCAUGGCUUAAUCCACUGGGCCGCCUGGCGUAAUAGUACCUCAAUCUGUCAAUACCUUGUGGAGUACUGGGGAUUUGCCGUAAACCUGUGCGAUGGCCAAGGCCGGACCCCACUGCAUUGGGCCGCUCGAGAGGGCUUCGCCGAGGUCUUAGAAUAUUUACUCAGCUGCGGUGCCGACACGGGGGCGUCGGAUCAUGAUGGCUCCACUGCCCUUUAUUAUGCUAAAAGUCGUGGUCACCUCGAGGCGACCUAUGUACUGGAGGCUCACCUGUGCCGAGAUAUAAUCUACCCUAAUCCUUCGGUUUCCGUUAAGUUCCUUGCUAAGGGCGAGGGGGAUCCCAAAGAUGAGACACCGCAUCUUGCGCCGGAUCGGUCUGUAGAAACGAUUACCAAUAGAGAAACCCCAGCGUGCGACCGGACCCCUCAAAACUUCGUUUCUAUUCUUAAGGAUACCAAUGAGUCGCCAAAAUGUCACUUCGGGAAUAGCUAUGUCACUGUGCGGGAACGUCGAUCGGCGGGGACGCUACGCAUGAUACAUUCUCAUCCCAUGUUUGCCCUCCGUGCGCUGAGUGGGGUUGUCUAUGUCCUAUUAUUCUACCUCUUUUUAUAUCUCAUCUACCCGGUCUUCAGCUACUUUCCGAUUUGGCUUUAUUUGCUGAAAAAUUUCCUAUGGAACUACUUGGCCCCACAGCGAAUCCAAGGUAGCAAGCCGGCGCCCACGCACAGUAAGAGCUUCUUUUCGACUCACGUGAUCGUCACCAGCAUAGCAGGUGCCUUGCGAGGUACGUCGGAGUUUCGCCAGCGUGAGCCCUCCAACUUCUUUGCGCUUCUGACAUUAUUAGGUUUGCAAGUGGUGGCCUGGCACAGCCUUGGCUUCAUGCCCUUCCUUCCAGGUGUGUUUACAUUCUCGAACUCAGCCGCCAACUUGCGCGCGAAGGUGUUGGAUAAACCCCAUAUUUUAGAAAGACUUGACACUGUAAUUCAGGACACCCAUGGGUACUUCGGUGGUCAGGUUCUGGGAUACCUUUUCGAUAACUCUUUCAGCAAAAUGACCACAACGGUGCUGUCACUUCUCCUUGGGCUUACAAUAACAAGCAUGGUACUCACCAAAUGUCUUUCUAUGCGAUCAGUCGAUAAAAAAUGUGAGGGUGGUACGUGGUGGAACUCUCCGCUUUGGCGUAUCUUACAGCGGCGAGCGUACCGUUGCCUUCACCCACGUAGUUACCUGAUGGAACGCCAUGUACAGCUUCCACUACGUUCAUUUUACUGCCCUGAAAGGGAUGUCGUGGUGAGGCGCUAUGAUGGGUAUUCGAUCUUGCUGGAUUGUCCUGUGGGGGAGUCGAACCAUGUGCUCUUUGUUCUAAGUGUCACGUUUCUUGCUCUCUUUGAGGGGCUUAUAUUUCUCUGGGGGUUACAUCAAGCGAUGAUAUACUUGGCUGCCGUCACUCGAAUGGAUAGGUCGUGGUUUGAAAGUAUUACCAUCGCCUUCAAGAGCUCUAGUAUCAUCGAGAACUAUGUUCGAGAAGAGAGAGAGUUUAUGCCUGAUAUCUCUGUAAUUCUCCCUUUAGUGAGCAAAAGCGUUAGCGGAACCAUCUAUUCCUGGACGAAGAUCUUUGUGCAGCUUUUAAUCUACGGGUUGCCUGGUCAAUUACCCCCAAAACUUAGUCUGCUUGAAUCCAAACCUGAGAUGCCGAUGUCAUUCUUCAAGGGACUACUUAGUAAGGCCUACUUUUUUUCCUUUAUUUUAAACCUACGUUGUCUAACACAUUAG
This is a messenger RNA of Phytomonas sp. Hart1, 3482 nucleotides long. The record is from the annotation of a GenBank genome assembly. NCBI's taxonomy places the organism in Eukaryota, Euglenozoa, Kinetoplastea, Trypanosomatida, Trypanosomatidae.